UCACCCAUCGCGUGUGUGACAGCUCGCUGUAUGUUGUGUGUUGGUUCGCUUUUGUUACCAUUUCGCUGCCAGAGAAACAUAUUUUUCUUCCAUCGUCAUCGGGAAUCGGAUUUUUUCUAAAUUGCUCCCUCAGGUUCUCAAGAUAGUGUUCUAAAAUAUCCGUGUCGCCCGUAACUACCGCAGCCGGAACCAAGACGAUUUAUCGACGUGCCGAACAAAGAAAUGUUAGUUCGGAAAGCAGCCCAAAGUAAAACGAAAAUCUCUGCUGAUUGAGGAAAUUGUUUUUUUUACGUGCGUGGCGAUUACGCGCAGAGUGAAAGGAUUCGAUUCUAGGAUUUUCGAGCAUUUGCGUGUGGUGUAAACAAAACUCGCCAACAUGGUUCUAGCGGAUCUGGGACGGAAGAUCACGAAUGCGUUGCAUUCGCUGAGCAAAGCCACGAUUAUCAAUGAAGAGGUCUUGGACUCGAUGCUGAAGGAGAUCUGUACGGCACUGCUCGAAGCUGAUGUCAACAUUCGGCUGGUUAAGAAGUUGCGAGAGAAUGUGAAAUCGGUUAUCGAUUUCAAUGAAAUGGCAGGCGGGUUGAACAAGCGACGUAUGAUUCAAUCGGCCGUCUUUAAGGAACUGGUCAAGCUGGUGGACCCAGGAGUUAAACCAUUCCAGCCAGUGAAGGGUCGGCCUAAUAUAAUUAUGUUCGUUGGUUUGCAGGGCUCAGGAAAAACCACGACCUGUACGAAGCUGGCCUACCAUUAUCAGAAAAAGAACUGGAAAGCCUGCCUGGUGUGCGCGGAUACGUUCCGUGCCGGUGCGUACGAUCAGAUCAAGCAAAACGCUACGAAAGCACGCAUCCCGUUCUACGGCAGCUAUACGGAGGUCGAUCCGGUCGUUAUCGCUCAGGAUGGUGUCGAGAUGUUCAAGAAGGAAGGUUUCGAGUUUAUCAUCGUGGACACCAGCGGUCGCCACAAGCAGGAAGAGUCACUGUUCGAGGAGAUGUUGGCGGUUGCGACGGCUAUCAAACCGGACAACAUUAUCUUCGUGAUGGACGCCACCAUCGGACAGGCUUGCGAGGCGCAAGCGAAGGCAUUUAAGGAAAAGGUUGACAUUGGGUCGGUUAUCAUCACCAAGCUGGACGGACAUGCCAAGGGAGGUGGAGCGCUGUCGGCUGUGGCCGCAACCAAAUCCCCCAUUAUCUUCAUUGGCACCGGUGAGCAUAUCGAUGAUUUGGAAUCGUUCAAGACGAAACCGUUCAUCAGCAAGUUGCUCGGAAUGGGCGACAUCGAAGGGCUGAUCGACAAGGUGAACGAGCUUAACCUGGAUGACAACGAGGAGCUGAUCGAUAAAAUUAAGCACGGACAGUUCACGAUACGGGACAUGUACGAACAGUUCCAGAACAUCAUGAAGAUGGGACCGUUUUCGCAAAUUAUGGGCAUGAUACCGGGAUUCUCGCAGGACUUCAUGACGAAAGGGGGCGAACAGGAGUCGAUGGCACGCAUCAAGCGACUGAUGACGAUGAUGGAUUCGAUGUCGGACGGUGAGCUGGACAACAAGGACGGGGCGAAACUGUUCAGCAAGCAGCCGAGCCGGGUGAUUCGUGUUGCGCAGGGUUCAGGCGUAACGGAACGCGAAGUGCGGGAUCUGAUUUCGCAGUACACCAAAUUCGCAGCCGUUAUCAAGAAAAUGGGCGGCAUCAAGGGACUGUUCAAGAGUGGCGAUAUGACGAAGAACGUGAACCCGACCCAGAUGGCCAAACUUAACCAGCAGAUGGCGAAGAUGAUUGACCCGCGGAUGUUCCAGCAGAUGGGCGGCAUGAGUGGGCUGCAGAAUAUGAUGCGACAGCUGCAGCAAGGUGCCGGUGGGCUUGGGAAUCUGAUGGGUGGGUUUGGUAAGUCCUAAGAGUCUUGGGUUGCGUAAAGGAAGUAGAAGUAUCGUGUCUGCGUAAUAUCUCCAGCAUUAUCUAUGUUGUUGCAACAGAGUUUAUUAAUUUUUUUGUGUUUUGUAAUGUUUUAUUACGUCAAAGCGAAAGAGACGGACGAUUCGAUUCGAUAGGGAAAUACAAAUAUAAAUUCUAUCUUUACCACAAA
Molecule: messenger RNA, 2079 nt
Organism: Toxorhynchites rutilus septentrionalis
Lineage: Eukaryota; Metazoa; Arthropoda; Insecta; Diptera; Culicidae
Gene: Srp54k
Product: signal recognition particle subunit SRP54
Exons: 5
Coding region: 377-1891 (504 amino acids)
Biological process (GO): SRP-dependent cotranslational protein targeting to membrane; SRP-dependent cotranslational protein targeting to membrane, translocation
Cellular component (GO): cytosol; signal recognition particle, endoplasmic reticulum targeting
Molecular function (GO): GTP binding; endoplasmic reticulum signal sequence receptor activity; 7S RNA binding
Source: RefSeq, a predicted model, not a curated record